UAUUGAAGGUUUAAAAUCUUUUUUAUAAUGGCUGAAAUUUUUCUAAAAAUUUACUCUACAUCCGACUACUCUGAUGUUCCAAUUGAAACUUGUGUGGUUCUUUUUGUUAUAAAAUACUGCAAUGCACCAUUAAAAAUUACACUUGUACGUACUGAAAAGCAACUAGAAGACCAAAGUUAUUCUGUAAAUAUUUCAGAUUUUUCCUAUACUGUUUUAGACAUGUUUGAACUUCCAGUAAAUGCAGAAUCUUGUGAAUUACCAAAUUUAAUAUUAAAUCAGUCAAGUUGUAUUGCAGGUCUUUGUGCAUGUCUACGACAAAUCAUAAAGCUUGCAAGUCAAAGUAACGUACAACAUUGGUGUCAUAAUUUAUUAGGUUUUAAAGACUCUUGUCUUUUAGCAUGUGCAGAAACAAGUACUUGGACAAAGUUUUGUGAAAUUGAUUUAAUAUCAACAUUAAAACAAUUUACAAAGGAUCCAUAUACUUCAGAACUUCCACCAAAUAUUGUUCGUUUUGAGGCACAUAUGGCACAACCAGUUCGUCUACAUAAUAUUAAAAAAUAUACAACAUCUAAAAAAUUUAUUUUAGAAAAUUUGAUUUUAAAAGAUGAGUGUAAUUCAACUUUAGAACAUUGCUAUGCGGAAGGAUCAUUCAUGACAUUGGCUGAUUUAAUUAUUUUCAUCUGUUUUCAUAUUCUUUUUAUGUUUCUAGAAAAAGAGAAACUAUUUAAAUUAUUACCACUCACUGGAAAGUGGUAUAAUAGAAUUCGAGAAACUGAAAGAAUAGAAAAAUGUCUAAACAUUUUCCCUCGAGAAAUUAAAAAUAUUUCGGCUACAGAUUAUUUACCACCAAUACUUUCCGAUCAUCAAAGUCUUUAUAAAAGUGAUGCUAAACGGUAUAAACCAAAAAGUAAAUGGUUCACAAAACAAGAAGAUGUUGAAAAGUCAUUGGAAUUAUCUAGAAAAAUAAUUAUCAAUUCGAAAUUUACAUCUGUAACUGACUUGAAUGAUUUUCAAAUAGAUUGGAAUAAAAUACCUGCAGAAGCAACACCAGAAGGUGGUUUGUUACCUUUAAAACGGUUACAAAAGAAAUUUCAUCAAUUAGAAAAUUUGUGUAAACCAGUCAUCAAAUUAGCAUCACCCGGUGAUGUUAUUGUUGAUUUUUGCUCUGGAAGUGGACAUUUAGGUAUUUUGGUUGCUUAUUUAUUACCUCAAUGCACAAUAGUCUUAUUAGAAAAUAAAGAAAUUUCACUCAAUCGAUCUAAAGAACGAGUAAAAAAAUUGAAAAUGACAAAUAUAAAAUUUUUUCAAUGUAACAUAGAUUACUUUAAAGGCUCUUUCAAUAUAGGAAUGUCACUUCAUGCCUGUGGAGUAGCAACAGAUUUAGUAAUUCAACAUUGUCUUCGCCAAAGUGCAAUCUUUGUAAGCUGUCCAUGUUGUUAUGGAUCAAUUCAAGAUUGUCAUCAUAUAACAUAUCCUCGUAGUAAUAUUUUUAAAAGUAAAAUUAAUCUGCGAGAUUACUUAAUUUUAUGUCAUGCUGCAGAUCAGACUCAUGAUGAAAAAAAUAUUAAGACUAAACAAGGAUAUGAUUGCAUGUUUAUUAUUGAUACUGAUAGAAAAUUGCAAGCUGAACAGUACAAUUAUACUGUUUAUUUAACUAAAUUAACUCCAGAAACGUGUACUCCAAAAAACCAUUUAUUAAUUGGAGUACCAAAGAAUAAAUCAGUAAAUAUUUAUUAAAAAUUAGUUAUCGAUUAAUUAUUAUUUUAAUGCA
Chelonus insularis is the source of this 1771-nucleotide messenger RNA. RefSeq names its product glutathione S-transferase C-terminal domain-containing protein homolog (gene Gstcd). The coding region runs from base 28 to 1737 and encodes 569 amino acids. Gene Ontology annotation, cellular component: cytoplasm. Lineage: Eukaryota; Metazoa; Arthropoda; Insecta; Hymenoptera; Braconidae. The transcript has a single exon. The record is from RefSeq and is a predicted model, not a curated record.